Molecule: messenger RNA, 681 nt
Organism: Mytilus trossulus (common blue mussel)
Lineage: Eukaryota; Metazoa; Mollusca; Bivalvia; Mytilida; Mytilidae
Exons: 3
Coding region: 12-332 (106 amino acids)
Source: RefSeq, a predicted model, not a curated record
GCGCUGUUGGUAUGUAUCAGUCCAAAAGGAAUCAACGCAAAUGUAAUGCUUGUGGAUCCGGACUUAAAACAUCUGCAACAGGAUCAAAGGAAAUGUCUGAAUGUUUUGAUCCAGUGAAGGACACAGAUAAAACAAAAAUAAUUGUCGGUGUCAUUAUAGGAAUCGCUGUAACAGUUGUUAUAGCUGUUAUCGUCCUUGUGUUCAAAUUGAAGCAUUCAAAUGAGACGAAAAAAAAGUCACAUCCAGAUGCAGUAAAAAGACAUAAUUCUGUAAAGAAACCAGUGUUAAAUCAUGCGUUUGAAGACCCAGUUUCGACAGGCGAAGACCAUUAGUUUAUAUAUUUGUGUCGUUUUUGUAGAAUAUCAUUCAAAUAAUCAGAAAUAGAAUUUUUAUUUAUAGAACUUAAUUACAGGAAUAUAUCUCCCUCGUACAACAUGUACACAGCUCUGAUUCCUUGUCCGACUUUGGCUUUUCUUUUUGUUUUGUUUAUAAGCCCUCCGUUUUUUUAGAAGCUUUAAAUUUUCAAACAUUUUGACCUGGAUUUUCAAAUAUUUUGACCUCGAACAUCAAUGAAAAUUCAUUAUUGUCCAAAUCAUCAUUUAAAUAAAUAUUUACUGUUGAUAUUAUAACAACUACAAACAGUUUACAAUAGAUAAAAAAAACUAUUGCGAUUUGCCUUCU